AUGGGCUUGCCCCUCGGACGGGCUGCUCGUCCCGAGGUCGUUUCUCUGACGGCCGCUGCCCUGGACGGCCAGGCCUGGGGCGAGCUGCACUGGAUCCAGGAGGCAUUCUGGCUGCAGUUCCAGUGGGCCCAGGCCCUGGUCUGGCGCGAGCUGGCGCCCCUGUCCGCCGAGGAGCCGCCCGGGACGCUCGGGGCGAAGGUGCGGGACCGCCGGGAGGGCUGGACCGGCACCAACCUGCGGCACAGCGUCUACCCCGCCGGGGGCUCCUGCACGGAGCACACCGACUACGGCGUGGUCACGGUGCAGCAGAGCACGGCGGGCGGCCUGGAGGGCUUCAUCCACGGGGAGUGGCACCCGCUGCAGCCUCCAGAAGGCUGCGCGCUGGUCUUCGCCGGGGACAUGCUGGAGCGGCUGACCUCAGGCCGCGUGCGGGCCCUGAGGCACCGCGUGUGCCUCGCGCCGCCGGCCGCCGACCAACCUUUGGGACUUCACUGGAACGCGAGGGUCUACAACACGUUCGCGGUUCCAAUAUUGGGCUACGUCGCUCAACUCGAGACGCCCCCGGCUUGGCUGGUCAAGUCGGCCGGCCACUCCCUGCGGAAGGCGGCCAGAGGCCCCGGCGGGUGGGUAGCCUCCGAGGACCUGUGGGCGCUGAGGGAGUCCUUCGGGUUAACAGCCUCCUUCACCAACAUCCAGUGGUAUGCCCUGGCGGCCAAGAUCCGGGUGGUGCAGUUCGACAGGGCCUGCGCGCCAAAGGCUUGCUUUCUGGCGGACGUGGAGCGACUGCGGGAAGCCCUGCGCAGCCCUCCGCGCGACCACUCUCGAUUUGCGUGGAACGACUGGUACAGCCGAAGCUUCAUCCUGGCCUUGGCCCAGGCGGAGAGCGAGCUCCAGCAUCACCACGCCACGGUGGAGGGUCUGCGACGAUCACGCCCGUCUGGCGACCGAGCAAUUGAGCGGGACACGGCGUGGCGGAAGGAUUGCCAACGCACGGUGUAUGCUUAUUUGGCGGCCCGCAUGGCGCCAGACCCCACAAUGCGACUGCGGGCGAAACUCCAGAGAUGGGAGUUGGAGGACGGACGCCGCCACGCAGUCAUCUUCGGCAGCGUGCAGGAACGCACGCCUGCCUGGCAGGGCCGCCGCGCAUCCCACCUGCUGCAGGUCUUGGGUAGCCUCUCGCCGCCGCGGGUCCAGGCAGCAGUCUUCUCGACGCUCUUCAAUCGAUGGACCACAGCUCGGCGAUUCCAGGGCCGCGCGCGGUGCCUCUUUGGCUGUGGUGACGGCUCCGAGGACAGCAUCGAGCAUUACUGCCGCUGCAGAGCCGUACGGACAGCGUUUCAGCGCAAGUUGCGCCUCGACCCAGGCGUUUUCUGCAACCUCCACACAUUCCUGCUGGUCAACCCGCGCAUCCGCUCGAAGGAGGUGCUGUCCCUGCUCGGCCUUGCCAUCUACGCGGUGUACACGUGCACCAACACGAUGAGACACCGAGGGCGGUGCGACUUCGAGGUCGCGGUCGACGCAAUCACCCAGGCAGUGAGGGAGGGAGCCAAAGUGCAGGAGCUGACGUUCUCCCCCGCCACCGCUGAUCCCAACGGAUACUGUUUCUUCUUCGCCCUCUUCUACAUCUCCGACAUCUCACCCGUCGGCGAGCUGCCAGUGCUGGACGCCAGGGAGAAGGUCGCGCGGUUCAUGCUGGACUUCCUUCUGAUGCUCAAGCGGCCCGAGAACUACGUAGCGGUGGCGAACCGCAUCACCAUGUCGGGGGUCGGGGUGCAGCUCCCGCUGGCGCACUUUGCGGGGCUGCACCUGGCUCCCGCGGCCGACAGGAUAGCAGACCCUGUGGCUCUGCUCUUCCGCAUCAAGUUCCCCUUCCUUGCCCAUCUCUUCCUGCAGGCACUGGUCCUGGGUGCUCGCCGUGCGGCCUCGCCGGUGCAGUUCCUCAACAUGAACCACCACGAGUCCCUGAGCUGGGACGAGAUCGGCCGCUACCGGGCGGUCGUGCUGCUCCCCCACAACGUGCACCUCAUCCGCACGGCGGACCUCGCGGGCGGCGAAGACCUCUACGCCCUGGAGAUGCUGCUCUUCGUGCCCAGCGCCCCCUUCGUCUUCCAGUUCAUCUUCCCGGGGUCCAGCAGGGGGCUAGCCGCCCUGCACCGCGCGCUGCGCCUCGCCGCGGCGGGCUACCGCGUGGCGCUGGCCCCCACGGCCCCCCGGCCCGGGGAGGCGCUGCCGCGCGCCGCGCACCGGCUCCCUGCGGACACCUCGGGGCCGUCCCCCUACAGGGGGAGGGCUCAAAGGCUCUGCCCCUACCGCACGCCGGCGAUGGGCGGCUGCAAGGAGCAGGGCAGCCGCCGCAACGUCGAGCCCUGCCCCUACGGCGUGUACGAGCUGGAGGCGCAGGAGCCGCUCUCGUGCGCAGAGCUGCUGCGUGGCCGCGCCGAGGCGGGCCUCGCGGCCGCGCUCUGCGAGGGCGGCGAGGGGCCCGCGAUCGGCCCGCGAUUGGCCCGGGAGGGCCUCGGAGGGGGCCGUCGUCCAGACGCCCCCGACGCACGCGCCGCGGGCGUGGCGUGCGUGGCGGACCUGGAGGCCUACCGCUUCUGGCACGCGCACACGGACUACGCGCUGCUGCCGGGCCUGCAGCGCUUCGGGGGCGUCGCCGAGCUGCUGGAGGCAGGGCGGCGAGAUCUGGGCGUGGCGUUAUCGCCGCUGGCCAGGCUCAUGCUGGGCCCAGUUUUUGUGUUCAUGCCAGUGUUCGUCGCCCCGUGUUCUGGAGCUGCGCUGGUCGCCAAGGGGGGCGGCGGGCCCUGGAGGGAGCGGGCCCCGAGGUUGGUUCCCUGGGCGGUGGACACGCCGACGUCUCCUGUGCCCUGCACUGGGGCGGCCAACGGACCAUGGCACCAGCGCGUCCGGGUGGCCGAGACCGUGCACUGGUGGACGCAGGCGCUGCUGGUGACAAGCAGAGCAGAGGCGGCGCGCGAGAAACCGCGGCAGAGGCGCGCGGGGUCCGCGACCGGCGCGAGCGAGCAGGACGUGGCCAGGGUGUACGGCCGCGACGCCCGAGCGGCGGCGGUGGCGGAGGCGGAGGCGAACCAGGCAGCUGCCGCGGCCGCGUCUCGCUCGGCUGCCUCGCCGGCCGUGCUGCUGCUGCCGCGCUGGACCCUCACGGCCGCGAGCCGCAGCCGGUGCCGCGCGGACAGGAGACUCCGCUUGGCCACCCGCCGCCAGGCAGAGGUGGACGCCUGGGGCUGGUGGGGCAUCCCGUGGGAAGGAGCCUACGAGGUGAAGCCAAACGUGACCAGCUACAGUGCAGAGAUUCCUUGUGAGAAGUGGGCGGCGAAGACCGAGCCCAACGUGGAAGACCAGCAGAAGCUCGAGACCCGAUACCAGAAGAACAGCAUCACACCUAGCAGGAAGUUCAGCCCCUUCACCCUGCUUGGCUCAGACGGCAGGCGGAGCCAGGGAGGAGACUGCAGCGCCCUGCUCCAGACCCUCGCGAGCCUCCCUCGGGAGGAGCUGGCCGAGGGCCGCAAGAAGGCCCCCGUGAUCACAGACGCCGAGGCCGACACGAGUCUCGUCGAGGACGCCGCGCAGCAGAUCUCUGCCGCGCUCGAGUCAGUGGAGGGCGCCAUCUCUUCCGCCGUCGGGGCUGUGUUCGGCCCCGGCGAGCCAGCGCAGGCGCCGUGCAAGAAGGCGUGA
Messenger RNA from Prorocentrum cordatum, 3696 nucleotides. The record is from the annotation of a GenBank genome assembly. Lineage: Eukaryota; Dinophyceae; Prorocentrales; Prorocentraceae.